Messenger RNA from Cyphellophora attinorum, 3012 nucleotides. RefSeq names its product Nitrilase. The coding region runs from base 1 to 3012 and encodes 1003 amino acids. Gene Ontology annotation, molecular function: catalytic activity. The transcript has 4 exons. The record is from RefSeq and is a predicted model, not a curated record. NCBI's taxonomy places the organism in Eukaryota, Fungi, Ascomycota, Eurotiomycetes, Chaetothyriales, Cyphellophoraceae.
AUGUUGAGCAGAGGCCAUAGACUCGCCAGCGGCUGUCUGAGAUGUCGGCGGGAUCUUGCGCGCCGAGCUGCAGCAUUUUCGCCCAAUUCUUCCAUCGCAUCGAACACAUCUGCGCCUCGACGACAUCAGAGCAGUGCUGCAGUUGCACUGAUCGAUGACACAUACGACGAGCCCCACCAAGUCACAGAGGCCGACGUAGACAAUGAACAGGAAUCCGUCGGCCAGAUUCGUCGUGUACGACUGAAUGCAGGUUCCGAUCGGUCUUUCAAACCAGUUCCGACUGCUGGCAUCGGAGUCGAAUCACUUGGGAAGCCCUCAGAAAUCAUAGUACUAUCGCAGAAAGACCGAAGAAUACCGGGAUCGAUAGGUGGUGACGAUGCGCCACAGCAGUCUCUUGCAGAGGUUCUCGAGGAAGCAAAGACCCCCGCGCCGUGGGCUCAGGUGAAGGAGCACAUUGACGGUCUGCGGCCGACGUUCGGAAACGAUCAGCGCCCUCUCACAGACUCGGAAUGGCGUGCCUUGAGAUACUCGAUCCGAUUGGGCUUUUCCACCGCUCAGUUGCAUAGGUACAUACGGGAGUCGGGCUCGAGGGUUCAGGCCCAUCUGCCUAAGACGAAAGUGACGGAUUUCAUCAUCGGAAGAGGUGUUUGGGGCUAUCGCCGAGUUCAACAGCACCAGGACGAAGAUUCGGCGGGAUUGGAGAAGGCCUACUCAGAAAAUCUCGUCCUUAGGGCCUCGGAUCGAUUGCUUUGGAGCGUCACAGCCGGAGACUUCGAUGCCAUAGCUGCUGCCACACACACAAUCAUCUCCAAACCUCAAUCACACAAGUCCAAGUCAUCUGAUGCCGUCGAAGACAAGGUCAAGAUCACCGGUACUCGUGAGAAUGUUGCUCAAGCGAAGAAGCUCAUUUCGGCCCGUCAGUGCCGAUCAGAGAUCAUCAAUUUGAAGGGCUUCGGUAGAGUCCUCCUUGCGGAAGACAAAGAAGAUGCUCUGGAACAUUUGCUCAAGUCUAUCGGAGCCGAGCUUGGCGUUUCAUUACGUCGCAAAGGCAAAGGUACGGGAAAAGCUACGGGCGUCUUGUUGCGCUCCUGGUCUUCCAAUGUGGGCGUUGCCGACCGCGGGCCUCCUGAGCAUGUCCGUUCGCUACCCGCUGCUAGCAAGACGUUGUUUGAGCCCACUGGGCCAGGGAACAGCUCUUGUUUCAUCAACGACGUGCCUAUGCUCGCUCAACUACUCGCAAGCUUGCCACCGUAUCAGGGUCCUAAGAGUUCUGCUACCCCGAAUUACGAUGGAGACACUAGCAACGAGCCCAUUCGACUCAGACUGGUACUAAAGCCCGUCUCUCUCGUGGCAAGAGCUCCUACUGUCGAAGUAUAUCUUCGGGGCAAACAUCCACACAUGGGUCUACGUCAACCGCUCACGAUCUCGCGGGUAGCCGCGACCUUGAAAGAGACAUCACUUAACAUCGCGGUCACUCAAGCCCCGAUAGACGUGAGCAUGGUGAGGCAGCUGCACAAAGACAUCUACGUCGAGUCCUCGUUCAGCAACACACCCAUGCUGCUGGAGCAGAUGAACGAAUAUCUCGCUAAGGCUAGAAAUGGGAAGGACGAACUACCGAACUUUUCGUCCUUUGUCACCUUUCGCAUCCCGACUGAGCUGCGCGAGGACCUGGCCAAGACGGAUACCGACGAACCCGCACCCAUCGAGUAUGUCUUGUCGAGCGCUGACACUGUGCGAUAUCAACUGCGGUCAAUACCGAUACAGGAAGAAGUGUCUAAAUCAGAACUGGAGCGAGUUGGUAAGAAGGCUGCGAAGUCAGCUGCUCGCCCACAGGUAGUUCUUGAGUGUGCCACGUUCAAGCCCUACCGCGACAAUCGUACCAAGCCGACGCUGCUUGAGCCGCUGCCCAAAGCAUCGGCGGUAUCCGAUGCGAGCCUAGCAAAAGACGUUCCUUCCGUUGGAGAGCCCAAUCCGGCAGCAUCGUCGCAGUCCACUCCCAUAGAUCCACGACAUGGCUUGCCGGAGCGACAGGAGCUUCGCCUCAUCAGCGAUCCUCAUCAUGGUCGUCGGCUUCUUAAGCCCGACCAGCUCAGGAAUGCGACGAUGUGGAACGGGAACUUAUUGAUUGAUGAGAGGGGCGAGGUUAGGGUACUGCAUAGGAAGCUGGUCCCAACGUUCUUUGAGGCGUUGAGUUGGGGAGCAGGGGAUGGGGAGGGGUUGAGGACUGUGGAUGUCGCUGCGAAACGGAUCGAUGGGGAGACAGGUGAUGAUCGGGUGGAUGUGAAGGAGAGGGCAAGCCAAAGGCACAGGUUCAAGGUCGGCACGCUGAUUUGUGGCGAGAACACGAACCCGUUGGCGCGAUAUGCCAUGAUGUCUCAGGGCCAGGAUGUGCAUAUCAGUACAUGGCCGGCUAUAUGGCCUACGCGGAUGCCAAUGGAAGGCGGUGGCGGCGGCGGGGCGGCCUCUACAGCUUCGGGUCAUGUCUCGAGGUCACAAUCAGUAUCGCCGCCCCCGAAAAGCAAGAACUUCGACAAUGUCCUGGCAAACAGGAUACGUGCUUCAGCACACUGCUUCGAAGCAAAAUGCCACGGCAUAAUGUCCGCCGCCGCGCUCUCCGAAGCCAACAUAGACACCCUCCUUUCCAUCCUCCCCGCCUCCGAUCCCUCCCGCGCACAAUUCGAAUACGCCCUGCGAAACUCACCGCGCGCUGCAUCGAUGUUCCUGGAUCCCACUGGUACGCCAGUGCCUGCGUUCACGAUCGACGAGGCUACGGGCAAGAGGACGGAGAGGGAGAUGCUAAGGGAUGAGGAAGGGGUGUUGUUUGCGGAUAUCGAUCCGGAUCAGGGGCUAGAGGCGAAGCAGUUCCAUGACUUGGUGGGCGGGUAUCAGCGGUUUGAUGUUUUUGAGCUGAGGGUUAGGAGGGAGAGGAGGGCGGGGCCGGUUACGUUUGAGGAGCUGCCGAGGGAAGAGGAAAGGAAGGAAGGGGAGAAAGGAGGGUCCGGUGAGGUUUGA